GGCUGCAGGUGUUGAAAACGAUAAGAGGAGAGCAGGACGUCCUGAUCGACUUUAAACUUCUAUUUCCACGCAGACAAACAGGAAAAAACAUAUUUUGUUUUACGGAAGAUGAAGCAAAUUUUUUUGAAGAUUAUCUUGGUGCUUUUCUCUGGCUUCAUGUGUCUCAGAGUUGAAGGUAUCUGCAGCGUGGAGCAUUGUACUGACCCAACAAGAUGCGUCCUGUCUGGAGACCAGAGGAGCUGCAAGUGCGCCAGCGGAUUUUAUUCUGCCCAAUGUGACCAAAGUGCUCAAAUGAAAGUUAUGUGUGGCAGAGACUACAUGAGCAUCAGAGCAACAGAAGAGUUCUUCUUGUAUCACAAGGUGCCACUGGAGGCCCUGCAUUUGCCCAACAAGUCCUGUCACGCUCAAAGAGAAGUCAUCAGAGAAACUCCGUACUACAUGUUCAGGAUUUCUAAAGAGAAAUAUUUGGCCUGUGGAGGAAAACCGCUCAGGAAAAAUACAACCCACCUUCUAUACUCCCUGACCGUCCAAUCAGCACCGCAGGUCAUCGGGAACAUCAUCAGAGACCCGGUCAUUAAAAUGGAGUUCACAUGCAUCUAUCCGUAUAUCAGAAGGGUCAGUCUCCCUUUUCCGGUUCUUCCACUCUCAAGUGAGACAGUGAUGCAGGUAGAUGAGAUGGAUGCCACCAUACACAUGUUGCUUUAUGCUGACCAUGCAUUCACAAAGGCCUACACCAGUGCUCCAACCAUUGAGCUCAGAGACAAGGUGUACGUAGAGGUGGCUGUGACAGAACCUGCAGAUUACUUCCUCCUCCGGGUCAAUGACUGUUGGGCCACACAGUCUCCCCAGCUAAACUCUACAAAAGGGCUGCUUCACAGCCUCAUUCAUAAUGGCUGUGUGGACGACCAAACUGUCUCCUUCCUCAGUCUGGAAGAGGGACAGUCUGGAAACAAUGGAGAAAGCUCCACCGUUCGGUACAGCUUUGACAUGUUUCGCUUCACCACUGAACCUCCUGAGCUGUAUCUGCACUGCAGCGUGCAGCUGUGUGAGCUGGAUGACCUCAAGUCCUGCAUGCCUAGCUGCAAAGCAAUCAGUAAAAGAGAAGCUUUGAGGGAAUAUCCCAGCCAGGGCCUGCUGUCAUACGGACCCAUCAAGAUUGAAAUGCCGGACCAACCAGAGUCCAGCAUAUUGAUGACUGUGGUGCUUCCUGUGGCCGGAGUCUGGACAUUGAGCUUCUUCAUCACCGUUCUCAUCAGUGUGGCCAAGGCAGGCAGUAGGAGGAUCCCAAAAACUGAAGCUCACUGACGACCAUCCUGCUGCAGCAUAGACAAAACUCAGUCUUUUAUUAGUUCUGUUUUUCCUCCCCUCUGCAGAGGUUUACAGAAAUAAUGAAAAUACUCUGAAAUUCAAUAUUUUCUGUUUUUUCACAAAGACUCCUCUUCAGUGAUUAUGAACUGUUGCACAUAAUAAAAAUGUCCCAAGAGAA
Molecule: messenger RNA, 1486 nt
Organism: Girardinichthys multiradiatus
Lineage: Eukaryota; Metazoa; Chordata; Actinopteri; Cyprinodontiformes; Goodeidae
Gene: zpd
Product: zona pellucida glycoprotein d
Exons: 10
Coding region: 109-1305 (398 amino acids)
Biological process (GO): neutrophil migration
Cellular component (GO): apical plasma membrane; cell surface
Source: RefSeq, a predicted model, not a curated record